Molecule: messenger RNA, 2438 nt
Organism: Darwinula stevensoni
Lineage: Eukaryota; Metazoa; Arthropoda; Ostracoda; Podocopida; Darwinulidae
Source: the annotation of a GenBank genome assembly
CAUAUCUUUGCAUAUUGCAGAUAAUUGGAAUAUGAAGACAGGACAGUUAUGCUGGUAGGUCUGACUUCAAGGCCUGAUCUUGAUCACAAAGCUUGACCUAUGAACUUUUUGGGCUACCAUGACUGAUGACAGUCCAUAUCAAGAAGGGUGGAAGCAACUUGAAGACCUCUAUGAAUCACUACCUGUACUGGAAGAUGACCAGGUGCCUGAAGGUGAGGAUGAAGCAGAAUGGUUGAUGGAUGCUGGGCUGGACCCAUUGCUCACCAGGUAUAAUUCAGGUCAAGAAGUAUCUGAAGCUGAGGUGCAAGAAGUUGUGUCAACACUGUCACUUCGUCAGCAAGAAGCUGUCAAAAAAAGAGUGAACACUCUCAAUGCUACCCUUAAGAAGAAGACUCAAAAACGACGACCUGAUAUCCGGGAAGUAUUUUCUCCAGAGGACUCACGUGGAAGCUCCCACAGAGGCAGUGCAGAUACUUUUGAUGGCCAUUGGUCACCUUUCUAUUCUAGUCGGGACCUUCUAGACACUCCUAAAAGGUCCACCUCCCCAGGUCCUCAUGAACACAGUUCUUCCCCUUUGCAUUCACCCAUCUUUCCCAAGGCACGGUUGUUCAGUGGAUGGCGUCAGAAAUACAAUUUCUUCAGCAACUCUGGGAUGGCCACACCUCCUGAGGAAUGCUGGAACACUGAGACAGGCAUAGAGUCCCUGAUGUACAAGAAACGGAGAGAUUCUGUCUUGUCAGCUCAUGGUGACUCAAUGAAAAAGGUAAAAGAUGGAGAGAAAGCAUCAGAACCAGUGAAAGGAUUCCAAACUACUCUUGCUGAAGUUAGGACUCCCAAACUUAAGCGAUCAUCAAAUAUUGAUCAUGAAUUCGAGAGAGAUCUAUCACCUUCAAAUAUUGAGGACCUGGGUCUCAAAGACCAAUCCACAAUUCAGUCUCUUGCCUUCCUGGAACAAACUGUGCUCUUUGAAGAUCAUGGAAUUUCAAUUUCUCGUCGGAAGAAGCUAAAACGGCAAAAUCGCAGAGAGGGGAGACCUUCAGGGAUGGAAUUUUGGGGUGUACCACUUGAAGCUUUGCUGGAACGAGAUUUCAAGCACUUCCCAGACUCCAAUGUAAUCCCUGUGAUCUUGAAAAAGAUUCUGCAGCACCUGCAUCUCCACUGUCUACAUGUAGAAGGGUUGUUACGUGUGGGAGGAAACCGUGCCAAGACAGAGCAAAUGCGAAAUGAGAUUGAGGAUAAUCUCUAUAGCAAUCCAGAUAGUGUGGAUAACACUCUGGUGCAUGCAUCACCACAUGAUGUUACAUCCCUCCUCAAGAUGUUCCUCCGGGAGUUGCCCGACCCUCUUGUGACUGCACGUAAUAUGGAUGCCUUCCUUAAGACUCUAGAAUUGGGUGCAGAAAAGGAGCAGGUGAAAGCCCUCAAUUACUUAAUACUGUCAUUGCCACGAGCAAACAGGAAUGUGUUGCAAGCAUUUAUCAGUUUCCUUGCACGGGUUGUGGAGAAGGAGGAUACUAAUAAGAUGUCCCUGCAUAAUGUUGCUCUGGUUGUGUCUCCCAACCUCUUCUUCAUGCCUUUUCGUAGGAAUCAAGAAGGCAUCAACAAGCAGAGACGACGUGGUCUUGAACUCCACCAGAAGGUGAUGGAUUGCCUUCAGGACAACUCUAGCUUCCCCUUGACUGUGAUGUUGCCUAGUUCAUUCCCAAUCCCUGUUACCACUGUCUUUGUUGACACUGAGUGCACUGCUGGAGACAUUGUCCUCAGUGUCCUGGAGCUGAUGGUUCAUCGAAAGGAAAGGAGCAACAGUAGUGGUGCUGCCAUUGAAGGUGGAGUUGCAGGGAAUAUGAAGAGAAGGCAUCAGCAUCCUCUGGGUGAUCUAUCCAGAGAUGUCUUCACCACAUGUAUGAUGACUGCUGGGGAUGAAGAAGUUGCUCUUCAGACCCAUGCUCUAUGGGAAGUUGGUGGAAACAUUGGGGAACGAAAGCUGCAACCAUUCAUGAAGAUUGCUAUGGUAUUGCUUGAAAAUUCAUUUGGCCAGUUCUACCUGCGCUGCAAUCAUCGCCUGUCUCGGUCCUCGAAGAGCUAAGACAUUAUCUGUUCCUCUCUUUCAAGUGCUCCCUUUCAAAGCCCUAUUUUUUUUAUUCAUUAAGUCAUUCAGAAUUUAUCACCUGCAACAAUUCCAUGACCCUCCUGUUCAUCACUAUGUGUUGACCUUUGAGUUUUUUUCAGUGAGCUUAAGAUUCCAACAAGAAAGCAAUGAAUGAUUCCAUUUUUAUAUUCAAGCAAAAAAAUACAACUGAUGAAUACCAUCAGGUACAAAUUGCUGCAUGACUUAUUAGUAGCUCCUGAAAAGUGCCAAAAGCUCAUCCUGCCUUAUAUGGCAGCUGUUUGACUCCAGUGAUUGUUUUUUUUACCCCACUCAACUAUCAACGAUACAUUGC